Torulaspora globosa is the source of this 1167-nucleotide messenger RNA. It is a transcript of the gene QRI7, whose product is annotated as putative N(6)-L-threonylcarbamoyladenine synthase. The transcript has a single exon. Gene Ontology annotation, biological process: mitochondrial tRNA threonylcarbamoyladenosine modification. The coding region runs from base 1 to 1167 and encodes 388 amino acids. The record is from RefSeq and is a predicted model, not a curated record. Gene Ontology annotation, cellular component: mitochondrion. NCBI's taxonomy places the organism in Eukaryota, Fungi, Ascomycota, Saccharomycetes, Saccharomycetales, Saccharomycetaceae.
AUGAGAAGAUUGCUGCCUAGGGCUUGCUUAGUCAGUCCGAGGCGAGCGUACAAGGUGCUGGCCAUCGAGACCUCAUGCGAUGAUACCUGCGUCGCUAUACUGGACAGACAUUCGGAGGAAUUGGCUCCAAGGACAUUGAUACACUUGAAAGAGACCCUCGAUAGUGCUUCACAGGGAGGUAUCGUUCCUACGAGGGCACAUCUGCACCACCAAUUGAAGAUCGGCGUUCUCACGCAGAAAGCUCUCAGGACGACAGGCACGUCAGCCGUUGAUCUGGUCUGCGUCACCAGAGGUCCUGGGAUGCCCGGGUCUCUUUCAGGAGGACUGGAUUUUGCCAAAGGAUUGGCAGUGGCGUGGCAGAAACCGCUGCUGGGCGUGCAUCAUAUGCUCGGCCAUCUGUUGGUUCCCAGGUUGUCGACAAAUGGUAAGGCGCCAGCGUAUCCUUUCCUGAGCUUGCUGGUUAGCGGCGGCCACACAACCGUGGUUCUCACCAGAAGUGUUACAGACCAUGAGAUUAUGUGCGAUUCGAUGGACAUCGCCGUCGGAGACUCGCUGGACAAGUGCGGAAGAGAGCUAGGCAUCAGGGGGACCAUGAUUGCCAAGGAGAUGGAGAAGUUCAUCGAUGAAGAUCCUAGCUGCAAGUUUGACGCUGGUAUUCGAAUGACGUUGCCCAACCCGUUGAGAAAUAAAAAUAACAGAAUAGACGUGCAAGCGUUUUCGUUUGCACCUUUCUUGACAGCUGUGCGAAACAAUAUCGACAGGCCUAUCGAGGAAUAUACUAGGGAUCAGAUCAGGUCGAUGGCCUACCAGACCCAGGAAGCGAUAUUCAAGCACAUCUUAUCGAGACUGACAAAAGUUAUCGAACUUAAUGCGGACAAACUAGUCGGAGUACGACACUUCGUGUGCUCCGGUGGUGUUGGCGCCAAUAAGAGGUUACGAACACUGCUUGAGGAAAAUCUCUCUGGCAGAUUCACCGAAUUCUUCUAUCCUCCAACAGAUCUUUGCACAGACAACGCUGUCAUGAUAGGCUGGGCUGGCAUCGAGCUGUUUGAAUCGAGGAGUUUAUGUACUGAUCUUGAAGUGUCACCUAUCCGUAAAUGGCCGCUUUCUGAACUGCUCGGUGUUAGCGGCUGGAGGCAGCUGGAAGGAAAGGACCCUUGUAAAUAA